Messenger RNA from Gaeumannomyces tritici R3-111a-1, 2886 nucleotides. RefSeq lists its product as hypothetical. Lineage: Eukaryota; Fungi; Ascomycota; Sordariomycetes; Magnaporthales; Magnaporthaceae. Bases 55 to 2634 code for a protein of 859 amino acids. The transcript has a single exon. The record is from RefSeq and is a predicted model, not a curated record.
CCCCAUUCAAAAAGCGCCCUUCCAUAACUGAACCCUCCGGGCCUCGAAGACAUAAUGUCAAUGGAGCUAAUGGAAAGAGGUUCGGGACAAAGCCCACGGCAUCUGUCAGCGCCCGAAACUUCGGCUAGCAAGCAAUUCUACUCCAACUACCCUCUGCGCCGGGAGGAUGAGGAGAUACGUGUUCUGCACUUGGACCCUCCAAGCGAUGGAAAGCUCGUCGGCCACCUGGGGGUCAUCAGCUUGAGAGCGAAUAGCAACGACCGGCUCAAGUUCGCUGCAGUGUCUUACGUUUGGGAGUGGCCCAUGGACGGCGAAAUGGAUCAACCCCGAGCGAUACGCCUAUCUGACGCCUUUGAGCUGGGAAUCACCGCAAACUGCUACGCCGUCCUCCAACAAAUCCAAAACAACCAGCAUAAGCUCGGUGUCAAUCCCAUUUGGAUAGAUUCUAUCUGCAUCGAUCAGAUGGAUAAGUCGGAACGAGAGUGGCAGGUGAACGAUCUUAUGGGGCGGGUUUAUGCGCUCGCGAACAGUGUUUAUAUAUGGCUGGGCCAGGGCACCCAAGGAACCGACCGCGCCAUGGACUACCUACGGCAUUACGCCGCCGUCAUGCGGCCCCUUCCGAUAGCAGAAUAUGCUACGGCCGCCGGCAUUACGGGGUUGGACCGGGAGAUUGACGACUGCCAAUCCGAAGCCGGGGGUGAUUACCUUCGGCGGCUCAGUUUGCUGGCCAUGUCCUGGCGAUGGGGGCGGAAUCGGCAGCUCCGCGAUGACAUAAACGAGCUCCUCUCCAGGCCAUGGAUCUCGCGCGUGUGGACGUUCCAGGAAGUCAUCUUGGCCUAUCACCCUGUCGUCCUCUGCGGUAACCGCGUGCUCACCUGGGGCACCAUGGUAAAUGCGCUCCGCUAUCCCACCCAUGACUCACUCGAGGUUCCUUUCACUUCGGCGCUUGGACCUUUCUACCAUCCCCAGCAGGGACUCGUCAGCUGGCGCGCGAUUAUACGCUUUUGGGCUGUUUUCCCUCGGCCCUUUUCCCGCGCCAGUUCACUCAUCGUCGGCCACGAGGCCGGCGGUGGUGACACCCCCGAAGCCGGUCGGUUAAACCCGCAGUCCUUCCUCGAAAUUCACAAUCUCAUGUCAACAGCUGCCAGCACCACAGCACAACCAUAUUGGUGGCUGGGGGUGCAGGUUGCAGUUUACUGCGGGAUUUCGAUGUAUGGAGCUUUCAUGGUAUGGAGCGCCAUCAAAAUUAUGAAAGAAGUUCAAAAGUUCGGCGAAGCACCAUCACUUUUCUCGGUGCUGGCACUGGCAGUUAUAUUUAGUGCUGGCUUGUGGGCGUUUGACAUAGUCCCAAAAUUCGUCCUAUCCGGGGGCUCGGAAAGCGCUCGGGAACUCCUUCUGCACGAAGAAGGCGCUGAGCUCGGGCAUUUGGCACUACUCGACGCGAUGCAAAGUGCUUUACGUCAUCGCGCUUGCGCCGUGGAGCACGACAGAGCCUAUGGCCUGUGGGGUAUCCUAAAAGCCCUCAAGGUCAAGCUGCCCAACGUUGACUACAACCAAGAGCUCGGUGGUUUGCAUAGCGACCUGCUGGCUACAAUGGUCAAAUGGCAGCCCGCGGCCGUCGGCCUAAUCCUGGAUGCUGGCACGACACACCCAGGGCGUGACCCUCUGGGUGGCGCUCCCUCCUGGGUUCCUCUCUGGACUGGCGGCUCCGGACAUAUGCCUAGCCCAUGGAUGUCCCUGAGACACAACAUCAGGCUCCACAAUAUGGCCCUGCUCCCGAUCUUACAGCUAGCAUACCCCGUUAUAGAGGGCAGAUCUUUGCGCCUCCUCGGUCGGCCACACGGUGUUGUGGAGUUCAUCACUGCGUUCGAUGAUUGCGUGAGCCUUCCGCCACAAAUUAUUCCCAUCACAAGCCACAAGAGGAGGUUCCUCCAUUGGGUGCAACGCGCAGAAGAUUAUAUCCGCCGCGGUUACGAAGUGACACCACCCACCCCUAGCGUUAAAGCCUUGCUUCGCUAUUAUCGCCACCCGGUAUGCUCUAUUUACGCAGUGGCCUGGGGUUUGAGUUUAGAGAGAGCCCCUUGGGGGAGGAAUCUACUGGAUUGGAUGCCAUAUGACUUCAGCAAAGAUGAUAAGAAGCGAUUGCGCUGCUUCGAGCGGCUACAUCGCGUGGUUGUCGGCACUAAUCCGGCCGGGGCCGCCAGAAGCGACAUCGGGCUCGGAAUCGCACUAGACGACGUGUGCGCCAUGAUUGAGCGGGUCAGCGGCGCCAACGACCUUUUGAACGACCUUGUCCUCGACCUUAUCGAGGACAAGAGAUGUCUUUUCGUGCUUUCGAACGGGCUGAUCGGUAGCGGCCCGCUCGGCAUGCUGGCCGGCGACGAGGUCUUCCUCCUCCAGGGCGUACAAGCCCCCAUGGCGUUGCGGCGAACGGCAGGGACGGCGGCAGAAGUUACGGGAAAAUAUACAAUCGUGGGAGCCGUGCUUGUACACGGAAUUAUGCACAGCGACUAUUUAUCACGUACGUUUCCUGUAGACGACGGAAUCUGGUGGCCUCAAGCUAGGGUCAAUCUCCCGGAAGAUGUUGAUAUCCCACCUCCGCACAGCUGGGACAAGGAAAUUACAAUCAUAUAGGUUGGGUGGAUACUCCCAAAGGUGGUGUCACGCGGGGAUUCCCCUCGGAUCCGAUACCGGCCAGAUGAGGAUCGCCGCCGGCCAAGAGGCCGUUGUUGCCUGCCAAUAUGCAUGGAGGCCCAACAGCCCGAAGGCUGCACGAGAGUGAGGGAUCUACACUCCCAGCGAGGUCGCGUUAGCCACCGGUCAUGUAUCUUGUAGCUACGAACGGACCACAGGGAGGCCUAUAUAUAGGGCACCGUCCUCUCAGGG